Molecule: messenger RNA, 751 nt
Organism: Ipomoea nil (Japanese morning glory)
Lineage: Eukaryota; Viridiplantae; Streptophyta; Magnoliopsida; Solanales; Convolvulaceae
Product: 60S ribosomal protein L27-3-like
Exons: 1
Coding region: 45-452 (135 amino acids)
Biological process (GO): translation
Cellular component (GO): cytosolic large ribosomal subunit; ribosome
Molecular function (GO): structural constituent of ribosome
Source: RefSeq, a predicted model, not a curated record
UUACCUUACCUAGGGUUUCAUUUUGAGUUUGGCAGAGAGAGAAGAUGGUCAAGUUUCUGAAGCCAAACAAAGCCGUGAUCUUCCUGCAAGGGCGAUACGCCGGCAGAAAGGCGGUGAUCGUGAGGUGCUUCGACGACGGCACUCGCGACCGUCCCUACGGCCACUGCCUCGUUGCCGGGAUCACCAAGUACCCGAAGAAGGUGAUUCGUAAAGACUCCACCAAGAAACAGGCGAAGAAGUCCCGCGUCAGGACCUUCGUCAAGCUCGUCAACUACAACCACAUCAUGCCCACUCGCUACACGCUCGACGUCGACCUCAAGGACGCCGUCACGCAGGACUGCCUCCAGUCCCACGACAAGAAGGUCUUCGCCGCCAAAGAGGCCAAAGCCCGGUUUGAGGAGCGGUUUAAGACUGGGAAGAACCGCUGGUUUUUUUCCAAACUCAGGUUUUGAGUUAGAUUCGGUGUUUACUGCGUUCUCCAAAUUCUUUCAAUCAUAUAUUUUUAAUAGAUUGUUGAAUUUCAAUUAUAAGCUAUGAACUUAAUUGGUAGUAUUUCGUAGCUUUGUUUUGCUCUUCGUUUGAUCAUCAUCUCUAAAUGCCAUUGUGAUGGAAUUGAAGGUUUAUUCAUUAUAGCUCUGUUUCACGGCUUUCUUCAUUCCAUUUUCACAAUUGUUCUUGUUAUUGGAACUGUUGUUUUGGAUUCAUUUGUCAGUGCUUUUGAAAAUGCAACUUAAAUAACCUUAUUCAUGUA